CCCGUGUUUGUCGACAGCCUCGAAGACGGUGGAUGUCUCAGCAAUCCAACACUGCAAAGCCUUCGCUCCAGGGGGUCAAAAUCAAAGCUAGAAAGGGUGCAGUCAAAGCUCAGGCAAAGCACGAACCAGCGGUCUUCAGAGAUCAACUAUAUAAACACCUCGAAACCGUCGACAACCACGACUUCGAGGCCAUCACUAAUAAACUUCUCCAGGCAGGCCCCUCCCUCGAUUACUUGAAGUAUGCAGAAGCCCUCUUCGAAAUCAUCCUCGCUGGCGGUCUCAUCCAGCCAGGCGGCUCUUAUGUCGAUGACGGUGCACCCAUGUCUCCUUUCUCCAUCUUACAGGCAAAGCACCCUGCAUCAGUCGACGACCUAAAGAAUUAUGUUCAGGUCCUCAAUAAACUCAUUAGAAGAUACAAGUAUCUUCAGAAACCUCUCGAAGAGCAGUCACUCCCCACCCUGCUCCAGUACAUAAACAGAUGGGCUCCUGACCAGCGCGACAAGUUUUCCGUGACAGUCGGCCUCCUCAUAUCUCAGGGCAUUGUUAGUGCGACUUGUCUGCAAACACUGAGUAAAGACCACCUGGUCAAGAAUGACACAUCUAUAACUGUACUCGCAAUCAUAUUCCGCGCCUAUCUGGCAGACCAAUCUAUGGAACACCUUGCCACGUCUUUGAGACGUGGCAACAUCAAGGACCUUCUCAUCUUCUUCCCGCCCAAUCGUAGAGACGGCAAGAUUCUUGACAACUUCUUCCGCAAGGAGAAUAUUCCUCAAGUAGCCGAUUGGUACACCAAGAGACAACAAGCCCUCGCCAAAGAGAUCAUCGUGUCGGAGCUUAAAGACCUCUGUGCACAGGACGAUUCUGCUGAAACCAUAAUCUCUUCCGUGCAGAGCAAAUUAGAAGAGAAUCCGCUGCCAGAUACUGAGCUUAUACAAUGCCUGUGGCAGGGUCUCAUGGCUACCGUCGACUGGAGUGCCCGCUCAGACCAGAUCGAAGGUCUUGCGCUCCGCGAAAUUGGGAAAUUUGCACCUGUCCUUGAGGCUUUCAGCAAGAGUCCAAAAGUUGAGGUCGCGUUGAUCAACGCGGUGCAAGUACACUGUUACGAUGACACGCGGAUAAUGAAAGCGUUCGUCCCGAUACUCAAGGUUCUGUACAACAAGGACUGUGUUUCAGACCAGGCUAUCAUUUACUGGCAUCAGAAGGGCUCCAAGCCUCAAGGAAGACAACACUUCUUGAAGGCUGCCGAAGCCCUUGUCAAGUUCCUCCAAGAACAGGAAGACAGUGGAGAUGAGGAAUGAUAGGCUCCAGAUAAUCAUGUGGUUUUAGGCAAUGUAGUGGACUCUUUUCCCUUCCUCUUCAGCCCGCUUUAGCACAUUUAAUUGUACUUCUGAGGAUGACCGAUGAAGUCUGAACGAAUUCAUGAUAUCUUGCGUUUUCUACCCUCGGAAGUAUAUUUCACAUGACGCUACAUCGUAC
This is a messenger RNA of Pisolithus orientalis, 1476 nucleotides long. RefSeq lists its product as uncharacterized. The transcript is spliced from 8 exons. Lineage: Eukaryota; Fungi; Basidiomycota; Agaricomycetes; Boletales; Pisolithaceae. Bases 33 to 1298 code for a protein of 421 amino acids. The record is from RefSeq and is a predicted model, not a curated record. Gene Ontology annotation, molecular function: protein binding. Gene Ontology annotation, cellular component: membrane; cytoplasm.